Messenger RNA from Oncorhynchus keta (chum salmon), 1068 nucleotides. RefSeq names its product N-alpha-acetyltransferase 38, NatC auxiliary subunit-like. Gene Ontology annotation, cellular component: NatC complex. The record is from RefSeq and is a predicted model, not a curated record. Gene Ontology annotation, molecular function: RNA binding. Lineage: Eukaryota; Metazoa; Chordata; Actinopteri; Salmoniformes; Salmonidae. Bases 377 to 778 code for a protein of 133 amino acids. The transcript has 3 exons.
ACAUUUGUUGGAUCCACUAGCUAGCAAUGCUAACGUAGCUACAGUAGUAGCUAGCUAACGUUAUUUUUUGUCCACAACCUACAGUACCAUUAGCCAGCAGAUCCGAACUGAUUUCUUACAGUUGCACUAGGGUCGGACAUACUCCCUGUGUAGAUUACAGGGUUUAUGUGUUCUCUGAAUUGUUCCAUUAUCCAAACUAUUACAGCGAGAAGAUUGAACAAGAUCUGCUAGUUUUGCCGAAAAUCUGUCAAUUUCGCACUCAUGCUAGAAGCCACAGCAGCAAUUUGGAAUGGCAAUGUCAGCCAAUCAGCUCCUUUGUUCAACAGCACGUUCCAUUCCAUAAUGGCUGCCAGUGCUGUGGCUACCGCUAUCUAGCAUGUGGACGAAAAUCAGCAAAUCGUUCAAUCUUCUCGGUGUAACAGUUGGGAUAGUGGGACAAUUUGAAGUACAACACAUUUCUCAUCCCUGGAUUGAGGGGCAGAGUGAACUGUCAUCCUCUUCUUCCAGAGUGCGUCAGAAGCUGGAGAGCCUGCUGAACAAGAACAUGAGAAUCAGAAUGACAGACGGACGGACGCUGGUGGGACUGUUCUUGUGCACAGAUAGAGACUGCAACGUCAUCCUGGGGUCCGCUCAGGAGUUCCUCAAAUCCUCAGACUCCUUCUCCCAGGGUGAGCCCAGAGUGCUGGGGUUAGCCAUGAUUCCCGGCCACCACGUGGUCUCCAUCGAGGUGGAGUCAGACACCCUGGCCGACACACAGGGGUUCGGGGGCAGCCACUGAAGAACAAGCUGAGCUCACCCAAAGUCGGAGGACACAAUCCUAGAAAAGGCUACAGUACAGACUUGAAAUGGGAGAAGUCAAUCAAGGGAAUUCCAGAUGUGGCUGAUUUCUGGUGCCAGUGUCGUGGGUUUACCAGUCAGAGCCAAGAUAGGUGCGAAAUGUAACCAAGCAUCCCCAGUGACAUUAGUGUGUAUGAAGGGUAUUUGCGCAAUAAGGGGCAUGGGACUGAGCCAGACGGUACAGUAUAUGUCAGUGUGAUAAAUGUUUUUCAAUACAUUUCAGUAUUUAAA